Messenger RNA from Recurvomyces mirabilis, 1356 nucleotides. It is a transcript of the gene QCR2, whose product is annotated as ubiquinol-cytochrome c reductase core subunit 1. The transcript has 3 exons. Gene Ontology annotation, cellular component: mitochondrion. Gene Ontology annotation, molecular function: metal ion binding. The coding region runs from base 1 to 1356 and encodes 451 amino acids. NCBI's taxonomy places the organism in Eukaryota, Fungi, Ascomycota, Dothideomycetes, Mycosphaerellales, Teratosphaeriaceae. The record is from RefSeq and is a predicted model, not a curated record.
AUGCUCUCCCGAUCGGCCGCCCGCUCCGCUGCUCGUCAGUCAUGGCAGCAACAACGACGCGGUCUUGCCGCUCCUGCUUCUGGCUCCUUUUCAUACAACAUCGGCGAGAGUGGAGGUGUUAAGGUGGCAUCCAGAGAUAUUCCCGGACCCAUUGGAAGCCUCGCGCUCGUCUCUCAAGCCGGAACGAGGUACCAGACUGUACCAGGUCUUGCUGAGGGUUUGAAUCGAUAUGCUUUCAAGAACACGGACAGGCGAACAUCUCUGCGGAUACAGCGCGAGUCUGAGCUACUCGGUGCUACUAUCCAAGCCUAUCACUCCCGCGAGAAUGUCGUCCUCCGCGCCAAAUUCUUCCGCGAUGAUCUGCCAUACUUUGUUGAGAUGCUCGCGGAAGUCGCAACCAGGACAAGCUACCGAACACACGUCAUGCAGGAGGAGGUGCUCCCGAUGAUCCGAAUGGACCAGCAGAAAUACCUUGGCAACACUCUCGCGAUGGCUGUGAACAGCGCGCAUGGCCUGGCCUUUCACCGCGGCCUUGGCGUACCAGUCAAUCCAGCGUCUUCCACACCCACCACUAAAUAUCUCACCGCUGAGUCUUUGGAAGAAUACGCCCAGUCCGCCUAUGCCAAGCCAUCUUUCGCCAUUGUCGGCAACGGUGUAGACCACGGUGAGCUCCAGAAGUGGGUGGGCGAGUUCUUUAGCGAUGCGCCAGCUCAACCUCUACAGUCCUUGACCUCUCCGCAAAGCAAGUACCACGGUGGCGAGGAGCGUAUCGCUCACGGCGCUGGCAACUCUAUGGUCAUUGCUUUCCCAGGUUCAAGCACACCAGCUGGUAGCUUCUACAAGCCCGAAGUUGCCGUCCUGACCGCUCUGCUCGGUGGCCAAUCAUCUAUCAAGUGGAGCCCAGGCUUCUCUCUCCUCAGCAAUGCCACCCAGGAUGCACCAAAUAUGCACAUUGCCACCAAGUCUCUCAUCUACUCCGACGCCGGUCUCCUCGCCAUCGAGCUCAGCGGCUCCGGCAACGAUAUCCGCAGCACAGCCAGCAGAGUCGUCGAAGCCCUCAAGAGCGUCGGUCAAGGUAUCAGCAAAGAGAACUUCGCCAAGGCCAAGGCUCUCGCCAAAUUCAAGGAACUCGAGUACGGUCAAGAAACUACCGCAGCUAUGGAGCUGACUGGUCACGGUCUGGUGCACGGUAAUAAGGCGUACCAGAUUGAUGAGGUUGCCAAGUCUAUCGAUAACGUGACGGAGGAUCAGGUGAAGCAGAUUGUGAAGGAGGCGCUUGAGAACAAGGCUAGUGUGAGCGCGGUGGGUGAUUUGUACUUGCUACCUUAUGCGGAGGAGCUUGGAUUGAAGGUGUAG